Molecule: messenger RNA, 1469 nt
Organism: Manihot esculenta (cassava)
Lineage: Eukaryota; Viridiplantae; Streptophyta; Magnoliopsida; Malpighiales; Euphorbiaceae
Product: vicilin-like seed storage protein At2g18540
Exons: 8
Coding region: 16-1089 (357 amino acids)
Source: RefSeq, a predicted model, not a curated record
CUGGUGCUGUGGCGAAUGACGUUUCUCUUUCGCCAGAACCAGAAGGGAGAGGGGAAAAUGUCCUCGGAUCGAUAUGGUUCUCUACCAGAGAACGACGACGUAGAGGAAGACAGAAAAUCCAAAGGAAACCCUCGGCAAAAUGUCGGCACCGAAUCCGAUUCUCACAAUAGAAACCACAGUAAACACAGAAGGGAUAAACAGCUAGUUGAACGCUCUGAUUCCGAUUCUGGAGAAGAAGAAGAUAAGAAAAGCAGCAAAAGCGACAAGCGGAAACGAAGAUCAAGAAAGCGACGCAGCAGAAGCUACGAUUCGGAUUCGGAUUCGGGUUCCGGCAGUGAAGACUCGGAAUAUUCGGAGUCGGAAUCUGGUACAGAGGAAAGUGAGAGCGAGAGCGAAGAGGAGAGGAGCAGGAGGAAGAGAAGGGAGAGGAGAAGGAGGCGAGAAAGGGAGGAGGAGAAAGAGAGGAAAAGGAGGAAGAAAGAAAAAGAAAAGAAGAGAAGAAGGAAAGAGAAGGAAGAAAAGAAGAAGAAGAAGAAAGAUAAAGAGAAGAGAAAGAAAGAAAAGUUGGAGAGAGGGAAAAGGGGGGCAGUCACUAAUUCUUGGGGAAAGUAUGGGAUUAUCAGAGAAACUGACAUGUGGAAUAAACGGCCAGAAUUUACUGCCUGGUUAGCAGAAGUGAAACAGGUGAACCUGGAAAGUCUACCUAAUUGGGAAGAGAAGCAAAUGUUCAAAGAAUUCAUGGAGGAUCACAACACAGCAACUUUUCCAUCUAAAAAGUAUUACAACCUUGAUGCUUAUCACAAGCAUAAAAUGGAGAAGGAAAUGAAAAAGGGUGUUAAGAAGGUCCUGGAAAAAGAACGUACUGUUUUCAAUGAUGAAGAACAGCGUCGGCUAGAAAUGAUGCAAGAACGAGAAAGGCAUAAGGAACAACAGGUGGAAGCUUUGAAGCUCUCUAUGCAGAGUGGAAUGGCACAAGCAAUGAAAGAGCAAGCCCAGCUCAGAGAGGAGAUGGCUUACCAGUACAAGCUCGGCAACUUUGAGGCCGCGGCUGCUAUUCAAAGAAGGUUAGACCCAGAUGUUGCCAUGUGAUACUAUUGGCUCUGCCGCUGGAUUUGAACAUGCUACAGUUCACAUCAUGUUACAGAAGUUGAUGUUCAUAUCCAUUGCAUGCGAGAAGUUUCCCAUGGUCUCUCUACUGGGAGUGAGCUUCCUGAGAUGACCAGGACUUCCACUUCAUGGAAAGGAAAUGGAUCGACACAGGUGUUUUAGGUUUAAGCCAUUUUUAAAUUCUCAGUUUAGCAUUGUAGUUUUGCAGAUCUAUAGGAAUGGCAUGCUUUUACAUGUGCUUUUUAGUAAUGAUGUAAGUUAGGGGUGUCAGUUACUACGUGCACCAAUGUUGUUACAAUAUGCUGUUGAGAAUUGACUAAACUUAAUACGCAGCGGUACCUUCUCAUUUUUAUUUUUUUAAA